AUGAUGGGUCUGGGAAGCUGCAAGAACUUCAAUGGCAUGCAAAACUUCGAUCCUGCCCGGUUCAACGGGACCUGGUACGUCAUGAAUAAGGUCGGCACGCGGAGUGAUUGCCUCGUCGUGACCUACAACCUGAUGGAGGACAACCAGAGCUUUGAGGUGGAGGAGGUGCGGCGGCCGCCCUACAGUGAUGUCAUCCCUCUUGACUUCGCGAUCACUAACACUGGCUCGCUGACUCCCAAGGGUGGUAACGGGAAAUACACUGUCAGGUGGAAUAACGGCAUCAUUCCCUUCACUGGCACCUAUGCAGUCCCCAAUACUGACUACGAUAACUUCGCCAUUGAUAUUGAGUGCCAGGAGUUCUUUGGGUUCCUGAGACGAAUUUCAGCCACAAUCCUCAGCAGGAACCCAGAGAUGGACGACGCAAAGGUUGGAGAGCUGCUGGAUGAACUGUCAACACAGUUCGAAAUUCCAAGAAAUCGCAUGAAUGCGGUGGACCAAACCAACUGCGUCGAAAUGGAAGCAAACGACUUCAAAUUCAUUGUGGACGAGAAUGGCAUCAGGAGCGCCCUUAAAGACCUCAAAAAGAUUGAGUACCUGUCAAAGCUGCCCCCUGAACAGGCAGCUGAAGUUGUGGAAACAUUUGAGAACUGA
Molecule: messenger RNA, 651 nt
Organism: Scylla paramamosain (green mud crab)
Lineage: Eukaryota; Metazoa; Arthropoda; Malacostraca; Decapoda; Portunidae
Product: apolipoprotein D-like
Exons: 4
Coding region: 1-651 (216 amino acids)
Biological process (GO): response to reactive oxygen species; lipid metabolic process
Cellular component (GO): cytoplasm
Source: RefSeq, a predicted model, not a curated record